Messenger RNA from Arctia plantaginis, 1023 nucleotides. The record is from the annotation of a GenBank genome assembly. Lineage: Eukaryota; Metazoa; Arthropoda; Insecta; Lepidoptera; Erebidae.
AUGGCAAAUAAAUUCGAUGCUGCUGCAUAUAAUUUUCGUAAAAAAUGUCCCUUUAUAAACAAGGAACUUCUAAACUGGUUCCCUGGCCACAUGAACAAGGGCCUAAAACAAAUGCAACGUAAAUUAAAAAGCGUGGAUUGUCUGAUCGAAGUUCACGACGCAAGAAUACCUUUCACAGGUCGAAAUCCAGUAUUUACUUCGACACUGAUUGGCACAAAACCUCACAUACUAGUCCUGAAUAAAAAAGAUUUGACAAUACCGUCCUUAAUUCCUCGAAUAAAGGACCAAUUGUUGGCAGAACAGAAAGUCAGUAACAUAGUGUUUACAAACUGUAAAGAUCAAAGCUGUCGAGGGCUUAAGUCGCUUAAGCCGCUUAUGGUGGGCUUAAUCAAAGACUCCAAUAGGUAUAAUAGAAGUGAGGAGCAGGAUUAUAAUGUCAUGAUAAUGGGUGUUCCAAAUGUAGGAAAGUCUUCAUUAAUAAAUAUGCUUAGGUCGAAUAAUAUAGGUGUUAAACACGCUUUGCCGACUGGAGCUAUUGCAGGCAUCACAAGAAGUGUUAUGACAAAGAUUAGAAUCAAUAAUGAUCCACUUAUUUUUAUGUUUGAUACACCUGGUAUCCUUGAACCCUCAGUCACGAAUGUCGAGAUGGGACUAAAGUUGGCCCUCUGUGCAUCGUUGCAAGACCACUUGGUGGGUGAAGAAGCCAUUGCAGAUUACCUACUCUACUGGCUGAACAGUCAUGGCAAGUUCCAAUACGUGGACUAUAUGGGUUUGAAAGAGCCUUGCGAUGAUAUUAAUAAGGUACUCAUCGCAGGGGCAUUGAAAUUUAAUCGAAUACGGAAAGUUCGGGACUAUGAUAACAGAGUCCGCGACGUACCAGACCUGCUUGAAGUCGCACGGACUAUGAUCAAAGCAUUCAGGACAGGGGAACUUGGGAAAAUGUUUCUGGAUGUUGAACUGCUGAACGAGAAGUAUCAGAGGCAGAGCAGUACUGAGCCUAAAGCCGAGAAAAUAUUAGCUUAA